Molecule: messenger RNA, 5952 nt
Organism: Stegastes partitus (bicolor damselfish)
Lineage: Eukaryota; Metazoa; Chordata; Actinopteri; Pomacentridae
Gene: camsap1b
Product: calmodulin regulated spectrin-associated protein 1b
Exons: 18
Coding region: 333-5003 (1556 amino acids)
Biological process (GO): neuron projection development; cytoplasmic microtubule organization; negative regulation of microtubule depolymerization
Cellular component (GO): microtubule minus-end
Molecular function (GO): calmodulin binding; microtubule minus-end binding; spectrin binding
Source: RefSeq, a predicted model, not a curated record
AUUCAGAGAUAGGCUUUUUAAAACAGAAGAGCCCGUGUACGUCGUGCUUCUACACCGGAGAGACCCCCGUUUCCCCCUCCCCUCCCGCAGCGUCCGUGUGUGCCGUGGAGCGGUUGUCACACAGGCCGCGAAUCGGGUCUUGUUGCUGGGAGGAGACCACACAGACUCGCCUCCCCUUGCUAGCAGUAUUAGCGGCUACGAUGCGACGCUGCUGCCGCUGGUGUAUUUUCCACACAGCAGCAGGCUCCUGUACAACGAGGCGGGUCCUUGGUUAGUUGUUCGGCCCCGACGGAACGAGAGGGUGACUUGGAGAUACACCACACCUUUCAAGGAUGGAUGUUGACUUGUGUGCUGGCGGGGACAGUACCAGGAGAAAAGUAGAACUGCCAGGGGUUGCAGAAGGCACAAUGGACGUUGUACCUUUGGAGAUGUACGACUCUGCCAGAGCAAAAAUAGCUGCCAACCUGCGGUGGCUUUUUGCCAAAGCCUAUGGCAUUGACCAUAUUCCAGAGGAUUUAAGGGACCCGUUCUACACAGACCAGUAUGACCAGGAACACAUCAAGCCACCUGUGAUUCGUCUGCUGUUGUCCUGCGAGCUUUACUGCCGUGUCUGUGCCCUCAUCCUGAAGACGGAGCAGGCGGCGUCUCUUCAGUCCCACCAGUCUGUCAUCCAGGCACUAUCCAGGAAGGGGAUUUACGUCGUGGAGAGUGACGACACACCUGUCACAGAGGGGGACCUGGCCAGUAUGCCCAUCAAAAUGAGUGCUCACAUGCCCAUGAUCGAUGCCCUGAUGAUGGCUUACACAGUGGAGAUGAUCAGCAUCGAGAAAGUGGUGGCUUCUGUCAAGCGCUUCUCUACCUUCAGUGCCUCUAAGGAGCUUCCCUUUGACUUGGAGGACGCUAUGAUCUUCUGGAUCAACAAGGUGAACCUGAAGAUGAGGGAGAUUACAGAAAGGGAGCAUAAAGUCAAGCACCACCCCCUGGAGUCUCCUAGCCACCAAAAGGUACGGUAUCGUCGGGAGCAUGCUUCAGGCCGGCAGCUGCCCUUCUUUCCACUACUGGAAGACCUGAUGAGGGAUGUUUGUGAUGGAGCUGCACUGCUCACCGUGGUCCAUUACUACUGCCCAGACCUCAUGAAGCUGGAGGAUAUUUGCCUGAAGGAAGUACCUUCCAUCGCUGAUAGCCUGUACAACAUCCAGCUGCUCAGAGAAUUUGCCAGCGAGUACCUGAAUAAAAGUUUCUACCUGACAACGGAGGACAUGCUCUACUCGCCGCUUGUGCUCAAGCACAAUGUGAUGGUGUUUAUCGCUGAGCUUUUCUGGUGGUUCGAGACUGUCAAGCCGGAGUUUGUCCAGCCCAGAGAUCUCCAAGAGUUUAAAGAUGCUCGAGCCAUAGCUCAUCCCAAGAGUUCCCGUCCAUCAGUGCCCAUCUCCAACGCCACCAAGCGCAGCUUCCUGGUUAGUCCUGGCGCAGCCGAUAACCAGAGCAGCCCUGAAGUCUGUAACAGGUACUUCCUGCACCUUGAAGACUCUGACCCCCUUAAAGGGGGUCCAACCUUCAGUCCAUCUCACCCACUCCUGCCCCUGCGACAGAGACAACAGAAGCACCAAGGGGAGGAUGGUUCAGGUCUGAGAAACCGUUCAAACUCCCUGACUCAGGUGGAUGGGCAACAACCCAGGGGCUCUGUUGUAGCAUGGCCUGACAAGAGGCAGAGACCUCUGUCCACGCUGAGCCCCUACCUGUUGCAUUCAGCCACCGACAGUGAUGCUGACAUGGCCUCUGGUGACAGCGUGAGUCUGGCUCGCUCCAUCAGUAAGGACAGUCUGGCAUCCAACGUCAUCAACGUCACUCCCAAACACCAGACCACCGCCCUCCAGCCAUCGCAUGCUGCAAUGCGCAGAGUUAACGGCCACGGCCUGCUGGGGAAUGUCAACAUUGAGAAUGAGGAAGAAACUUUGGUGGCAGUUGCCAGGACUGAUGGUUCCGUCAUCCCCAAACGGGUUGAUGUGACACAAGCAGCUGCCACAGUUGGACCCAAACCUUCCGCUGACUCCAAACCUGCACCAGAUAGCUUUUACCUAGAACCACUAAUGCCUGCCGUGCUCAAAACGGCGAAAGAGAAGUCUGUAUGCCUGAACAAGGAGGAGGAGAGUGGUGAGGUAUCCCGGUCCGCAGGGAGGGGCUCUUUACGCCGAGGAGAUGGAUCUACAUCAGCCGUUCGUAGGAAAGCUGCCUGUACUUUAAACCAAACAUUUACCCCUCCAGGUGAGGAAAUGGACUCUACAGAGGAACCUCCCCAGGAUCAGGCAGGUUUCAGGCCUGCUGCCGCCAGCAGUGCGGAUCCCUCAUCCAGGGAGCCUGCUGAGGGUUUCUACCUGCAUUCAGAUUCUGAAGAACCAAAGUCUAGCCAGGGCGUGGACGCUGAGCUGGAAGACCUGGACGAGGAAGAAGAGGAUUUGGAUGAAGCUGUUACCACUAAAGACACAAACUGGCCCCGGAAGGCCCUCAAUGUGGAAGACGAAGAAGAAGAAUCAGCCAAACUCCAAGAGGACAUGAAUGUGAAAGAGCAUGAGGACAAAGAUAUGAACGGCGGCAGCGGGCGCUCCAGCCCUUGUCUCAGCACGCACUCCCAGGCUAGCAGCAUGGCCAGUGGCAGCGUGCGCAUGACCUCCUUCGCCGAGCGUAAAGCGCAGCAGCAACGCUUUGGCAGCAACCACGACCUUCGCUCCAGUGCCUCCAGCUCCCAGAGGACCACUCCAGAUGGAUCGGAGAGCAGUGGACCCCUGGCUUCUUCCUGGAGGAUUAAAAGAGACCAGAGCCCCUCGUCUCCCUUAGGAGGAUGCAAUCGUACAGGCGAUGGUAGCGGCGGUGCGAAUGUACUGGCUUCUGAAAUUGUCCAGCUCCGUAUGCAGCUGGAAGAGAAGCGACGUGCCAUUGAGCACCAGAAGAAGAAGAUGGAGGUGCUGUCAGCGAGGCAGAGGCAGAAGCUGGGAAAAGCCGCCUUUCUGCACAUUGUAAAGAAAGGUGGAGGAAAGAGCGACACAUUGCCCAACCCGCUGAAAGCUGACAUCUCCAAAGAUGACCUCAAUGGAGAGAAAGGACCAUCAAGUAAAGAUGAUAUGUGUGUUGAUACUCUGAGAGGGGAGAAAGAGAUGGAGGGGACCACCCCUCCUGGUGCCUUAGAUGCAGACAAGAAAGGGAACAGCGGAAGCUUCUAUUUAGAAGAAGAGUUGGACCUGAAUGAGUGCAGUCGCUCCAUCGAGCUGCUGAACGACGCCAUCGGCAGCAUCCAGCAGCAGAUGAUGCAGCUUUCACUGCAGCAGGAGAUGCUGAUGAAACAGAAUGUACAGUCCCCUCCCGGUGCAGCUCCACCUCCUGUCACCAGCGACAAAAAUGGUGAGUCUAAGGCGGGGGCAAGCUUUCACUUUGUGGAGCACCUCUCUGGCAGUAGCACCGCUCCCACCAGGAAACCCCCCAAGCUGAGCUCAGGCCGCAGCUCCCGGUCCAAACCAUCAGAACUAAAGAUAGCCAAGGAGCAGAGCCGGCAGGCGGCCAGGACCCUCACCCCGACCCAGAGCGGCUCAGAGACUUUACCACACCCGAGGCAGUUAGCUGGGGGCAGGUCCCCCAGGGCCGAGCAGCCCGACAGCCCCAGAAACCCCACAGCAGCAGAGACAAUCGACAAGCCAGGAUCUGGCCACGUCCGGAGUGCCACCUUCCGACUCCAAGAUGAGGCCAAUAUGCGCCUGCCGACCCGAGUGGACCUGACGUCAGUGGCUGCCCCAGAAGUGUCCUUUGACGAGUGCCUGUCCAGCACCCCGAGAGAGUCUGAGCUCAACUCUUCAGACGGCUCAGGGAAAGAGUGUAUACCAUCAGAGGAGGUGCAGCGCAGCAAAUCCCACCUGAUUGAGGUUGAUCUGUCCGAGCUGAAGGCCCCCGAGGAAGUGGAGGGUGCUGAGGACGGAACGACAGAGGGUGGUGACGGGGAGCAGAAGUCGGUCAUGGGCUUCUUCUUCAAGGAUGAGCAGAAAGCGGAGGAUGAGCUUGCUAAGAAGAGAGCAGCAUUCUUACUGAAGCAGCAGAAGAAAGCCGAAGAGGCUCGACUCCGUAAACAACAACUAGAAGCAGAAUCUGAGCUCAAGCGAGAUGAAGCCAGGCGGAAGGCCGAGGAGGACCGUUUGCGUAAAGAAGAGGAGAAGACACGACGGGAGCUGAUAAAACAAGAGUAUCUGCGGAGGAAGCAGCAGGAGAUGUUUGAGGAACAAGGCCUGGUGAAGCCCAAAACCCCCAAACCGAAGCAGAAACACAGACCCAAGUCCGUCUUCAGAGAGGAAUCCUCCAGCGACAAUUUCUCCAAGUGCUCUUCCACGCCUGACAACCUGAGUAACGCCCAGUCAGGCUCCAGUCUGUCUCUGGCCUCUGCAGCUACCAACGAGGCCGACAGCGUCAACUCUGGAGGGGCCGGCUCCCAGCGCUGUGACUCUGUGGAGUCGUUUCCAGGCAGUCGUAACAACAGUCGGACUGCAGAGAGAGACUGGGACAACGGCUCCACUGCAUCCUCCAUCACUUCCAUGGCCGAAUACACAGGUCCCAAACUUUUCAAGGAGCCCAGCGCCAAGUCAAACAAGCCAAUCAUCCAUAAUGCAAUCUCUCACUGCUGCCUGGCCGGCAAAGUCAACGAACCCCAGAAGAACCAGAUCCUAGAGGAGUUGGAGAAGUGCGAGUCCAACCACCUGAUGAUCCUGUUUCGCGACGGCGGCUGUCAGUUCCGGGCGCUCUACUCGUACUUCCCCGACACCGAAGAGAUCCAGAAGCUGACGGGCACCGGACCCAAGAGCAUCAGCAAGAAGAUGAUCGACAAGCUGUACAAGUACAGCUCGGACCGAAAGCAGUUCACCGUCAUCCCUGCCAAGACUGUGUCAGUCAGCGUGGACGCCCUGACCAUCCACAACCACCUGUGGCAGGCCAAGAGAAGCGCUGUGCCAAAGAAAAGUGGGAAAUAGCAGGCGGGGAGAUCGAAACCCCGCCUUCAUCCGAAUCAUCUUAACCCCCCCCUCCCCAUCGUGCUUGUUUUCCUGAAUAGACUGCAUUGAUGCCCACAGCCAAGCUCGGUCCAGAAACCUACUUGGGAGAGGCCACGUCUACGGACAUGUGGUCGUCUGUAGGUGGACCAAGGCGCAAACAAGGGAAAAGGUAUGUGUGUGUAUGUAUGUGUGUGUGUGUGUGUGGUUCACAGGUGGUCUGACGGACUGGUGCUUGCAACAAAAAGAGGAAAUGCCGGCUGAAUUUAGCUUCUUCUACCUGUGAUCUCAGUGCGAUCUGUUCAGGUUGAUUUUAGGCUACUUUUUAUUCUUUUUUUUUAAUAUUUUACAACGACAACCACGACUCAAGCAUGUGGCUUUUUUUUUUUUUUUUUUCUUUUUCUCCUGUCAUACGUGAUGGAUGUUCUUUUCUACAUGAAGUAUUUAUUAGUUCGGCACUGUCAUGGUUGAGAGCUCAGCUGCAGCACUAAAAUCCUUCCCCUUCUCUCCGGACACGCCUCUCCCCUUUUGGACAAAUUCGGGAGACGUCGGAGGGAAGAGUUUCUGUCGCUCUUUUCAGAAAAUCUGAACCAAGGGACCUUUGUACAACCCUGUAGGACUGUCGGGGCCAGCUCUGCCGCACCCCCAGCAACAACAAUCUCUUCCUGCGUGAACUGUCGAAUCUGUCGAAUCAGGCUGGCAUUGCCGAUUUUUGCCUCACCAGGGAUCUCCAAAAAAAACACACAAAAAACAAAACCUGCUGCUCUGAACUGUCUUCUUCUUUUGUCGUGGGGGAGCUCCUCAGGUCUCCCUCCGACAUCCGUUGGCCUUUCACGCAUCGUGGUACUAUCGUCUAUUUAUUCAACCCGCUUUUUAAAACUAGACGCUGAUCGUGUAGCACUGGAUAUGUGUAUUGCAAAAAAAAAAAAAA